Molecule: messenger RNA, 4011 nt
Organism: Exaiptasia diaphana
Lineage: Eukaryota; Metazoa; Cnidaria; Anthozoa; Actiniaria; Aiptasiidae
Exons: 15
Coding region: 11-2956 (981 amino acids)
Biological process (GO): double-strand break repair via nonhomologous end joining
Cellular component (GO): nonhomologous end joining complex; nucleus; site of double-strand break
Molecular function (GO): molecular adaptor activity
Source: RefSeq, a predicted model, not a curated record
GCCAAGAAACAUGGCGUCUUCAAAUGUUGAUUUGUGUCAUCUUGUAACUGAAAAUGGGGUUAAUUCUCUGCUUAAUACCCUUGUUUAUGGCGAUAGAAAGUUCCUUGUGUGGACUAGACUCUCUUUGGAGAACAGAUCGUGGGUUUUAAAUGCAAGUGAUGGAGUCGAUGUCUGGAAAGUGGAAAUGGACAAAGAACACAUUGACUCCUAUAGAGUAAUUGCUCAAACCGAUACGUGUGAAGCUUUCCUUACAAAGAUAAGGUCAGAUUUUCAUCUUGGCCAUCUCAUGAUAAACCCYGAGGCAUCCAAAGUCCUUCUCAUGGUUGGAGCAGCAGAGUCUGURAUAAGAAUAGAUCUAUAUGAAGCAAGUACUGAUGACAGAAAGGCUGAGCUGCAACAUCUUAUUUUAUGGAUGGCUGAUAAUAUAACUACMCUAACUGAUAGACUCAAAGCAACCACAGAAAGUCUAGACAGGCUAAAAACCCAGAAAGAAACAAAUCCUAAUGUGUCAACUAGUUUUGAUCUGCCACCAAAGCAAAUUCAAGCUACYCCAGUCAAGAGGAAGCCUGGUUAUAGUUUAGUCAAUCCUGGAAGUCGAAAUUUACCAGCAGAUUUAAACGCACCAACUGACGGCGAAGAGCCGACAACACAUAUUUCCGUUCUUUCUGGUUCUAACAUGCUGGAUGUGUUUCGAUGUCCUGAUCCUUCUCGCUGUCAUUUCCCGUGUACRAAGAGCAACAGACGAUACCACUGCCCGCUUUGUGAUAACAAACCACAAAAACCUGGUCGAAUGCGCAGGCAUUUCUUCACCAUGCAUGCUGGCAGACAUGUUGUUGAGCAUGACGGUUUUCGCAUUCUUCGUUGUAAGCUAAAAUGUGUUCGAGCUAACGGGCGUAUUACGGACUGUUCUCACUAUCACUGCUGUUUGUGUGGACGCGUUUGUCUGCGCAAAGUACAUCUUUGUUGUCAUCUUCAAGCUCACGCACUGGGCACGGCUAAAGAUGUAGACGACGAUUUAAUGGACGUUUCAAAGGCUGACGAGGAGCAAGAAGAAGAAGAACAAGAAGAUGACGAAGACGAUGAGACAACAGAGGACACUGUGUUACAGACAUCACAAAUGGCUUGUCCUGUAGACGAUGCUGAACAAAAUAUGGUGACUCUUGCUGAUGGAACCCAAGUAGUCUACGUACAAUCGAUGGAAAAUGGUGAAACGCUUACAGUUGUUCCAGUCAGUAGCCAGUCCAACACCACUCAGUUAUCGACYGCUGGMCAGUUAAAUCCAAGUCUGCAUGUUCUCGCAUCAUCCCAAGCAAAUAACGGUAUUCAGGACUUAACUGGAAUCUCUCAUGACGGCGACGGACAAGACUUGGAAACCAUCCUCCGCGAKGAAGGAAGUCGUGAAAUUGGUUCUGCUGGGCCGGCAGCACCGACCAACACAUCAGCAAUGUCCACAUUUCAUACUUAUACAUCACAGAUCUCUGAACCACAACGACAGCUUGGCUUUGAUCAGUCAUUUAAUGACCUCACCAACGACCAGUCAAACCCUAAUCAUGGCAACAUAGUUGUUUACGAGGGCAAUCAAGAUCCUACAAGACUUAAAACUAAUAAUUUAACCAAUGUACCUUGCGAACUGAAUACASAGGAUCCUAUUGAAUUGUCUGGUGUCAAUAACAGUUUGAAUCUGAACGAUCUCGUGUCCACAACACCUGGAACAGCCGUACCUUCCAUGCAGUCAAAUCCUACCAUGUCCACCCCUCUUAGUAGCCAGGCUUUGGGUACCCCUCUCAGGAAYGAAUCUUUGAUCACCGGUGACUCUCAGCUCGGUCAGACACCGUCAAAUGACCAAACKCCAAGUAAUAACAAAGGCUCAGAUUGUAUAGUGCUUCUUAAGGGUGACCAAGAGAACCAAGGUGACGAUACUGUGUUUAAUAAACUGUUCUCUAAUACUAAACCUCGCGUCGACAGUAUCUUUCAGCAUCCGUCCGUUAUCCCUGAAGGAACCAACUUAGAGGUUCCAAGAUGUAAAAAUACUGAAUGUGACUGUAGACUUUAUCAUUGUCCAUUGUGCACGUGUUUACCGAACAAACCAGGAAGAAUACGAGAACACUUCAGGAAAAUACACUCGGAAAAUUUAAUYAUCAGAUAUCAAGGCUACCAGAUGCUAAGAUGUAAACUAGGGUGCUGUCGUUCAACUGGUAAACGAAUCCUUAAUUCUCAUUAUCAUUGCUGUCUUUGUGGUUGUAUUUGUAUCAGCAAGUCAGGGGUCUAUGAACACAUGAGAACUCAACAUGCAGACGUUUCACUUAAAAAAGAUACGGACUCCACACAACUUAACGCUGAAAAACGCAAGUCAACAGCAACACUAACACCACCAAUGCAGAAGAAACAGGCUAUGGAUGCUGGUCAGCCCGAUCCUAAACCUGCAGAUGAACCUUCUCAACGAACACCGUUAGUUGUACAAAUCCCUUCUGUAAGAAAUAACCAACAAAGAGUUUCUGGUAAGCUGUAUUGCCUUUUUCAAGAUACGGACUCCACACAACUUAACGCUGAAAAACGCAAGUCAACAGCAACACUAACACCACCAAUGCAGAAGAAACAGGCUAUGGAUGCUGGUCAGCCCGAUCCUAAACCUGCAGAUGAACCUUCUCAACGAACACCGUUAGUUGUACAAAUCCCUUCUGUAAGAAAUAACCAACAAAGAGUUUCUGGAAUUGAACAACACGGAGAAAGUCAAGUCAAUCAACCAGCUAACGAUUCUAACACAUCGUCAAAUCAACCACAACAACAACAACAACAACAACCAUUAGUAAUCGUGAUGCCCCAACAGAUUCAAAACACUACACAGGGACAAAAUCAACAGCCAAUAGUCAUUGUCAUGCCUCAGGGGGGUAGUGGUGGGGGUGUACAGAUGGCACAACCGUAUGUGGUGUCCAUGCCCCAAGCAGCUAACAACUAAUGCAUGAUAUAUAUCAGAGCUUUUUUUAUAAACAAUGUUAAUAUUUUCAAGGAAUAUUUAUGAAUAGAAAUUGUCCUUUAAGUAUUUAGUCAGAUAGUUACCAUGGGAAAGAGAUAUUUUCUUCAUAUCCCCAACUGAUACAUUUUGUACUAUAARAUUGACGGAGACGCGCCGUAUUUUCGAGAACGGCUUGUAUUUGAGAGAGGCGUUUAUUUACAAUAUGUGGCAUUAUUUAAGUAUGGUUAUUCGAGGGCGUUGUAAAUACAUGUAAAUAUGGUCCGUGUACCAAUAGGCAACGUAAAUCUCAUAAAUGUUACUGUUCUAAACUUAUAAUUUUGAAGAAUAGCUUUUAAAUAUCAAGAAAUUAAAACAAAAACAAAACAAAAAUAAUAAUAAUAAUAAAAAUAAAGAAAAAUGAUGUUGCCGUAUCCGAAAACUCACAAAUUUGGCCUUGUUCCACGCAUCAUGGCGUACCUCGAAAAAUUUUCGAUAAAAAAUCUGACGUGUCGAACUCAAUACUGGGGUCCUGAACGGAACAGCGUACUUUGAAAUGAACUUCAAAUGAUGCUGCCUGGUUUAAACGUGAAUCUCAAAUGUAGCAUACUCAAUGCAAAUUACUUCGAGCCAUUGUUUCUUCUAUUUAGUGACACACGUGUGAGUUUCCACGUUUGACGAACCAAGCUAUGGUUACGCCAUGAGAAUCCUUUUUUUGCCAGUACUGUAAACUUCUCCAGUUAGCUAUUAGGGGKACGAAGCCUAGUCCAAGUAGGAAAAACAUGAUAGUUUCUAUCCAAAGUUUGGAUUAAAUAAGAAGCAACACGUUUUACCAAAACAAUAUUUCUUAAUAAAAAUAAUGAUAAUGUUGCGGUUCAUGAAACAAGCACAGCUACUAUGUAAAACAGAAUAUGGAUGUUUUCUCUACUUGGACUAGUCUUCAUCAGCGUUAGUGUACAAGAAACUGUCAGACAGGCAUAGCUUAGCAAUCAUUUGAAGAGAAGUUAUGAAAUCAAGUAAAAGUAUAAAACAGAUUAACAAAUUAAAACAGUUUAAACUCU